CCAAGUGCGUUGGCACUAGAAUGCUUGUAUGCUCGUUGGUUGGCACCAUAGAAACACGAAUGUGAUAUUUACUAUUCUUGAUAAUAUUGACAAAUAUUUGAUAUUGAUUUGAGUGUUUUGGUUAGAAAAUACGAAAAUGUCGGAGUACGAAGUGUGUGCAAAAAGUCCAUUGAAACUCAAGAACGACUCUGGUAUAAAGAAAAAGAAAAAGAAGAAGGAUAAACAAAAAUUGCUGGAGCAAGUAUCCAAAGUAACUGAAGUAGCCCAAGAAGAAGACGCACCUGUGAAGGAGAUAAAACGGACGAAAGCUGAACUUGCAUUCCAGAAAAUGCAAGAGAAAAUGCAAACAGAACGUAUCAAUCAGAAAGCAUCCAAGACCCACAAGCAACGUGUUGAAGAGUUCAACAGACAUUUGGACAGCUUGACAGAACAUUUUGAUAUUCCGAAAGUCAGUUGGACAAAAUGAAGAACUUUACAGUCAAACUUCAUUGGUUGUGUCAUGUUCAGUAUGUAAUUAUUUUAAAUUUUUGUAUAUAAUUUUGAUAUUUCAUAACAUUGAUUAUAUAAUUAUUAAUUGGUAUAAUGAUAACAUGAUUUAUUUUUAUUUUACUGAUCAAGGCUAAGUUGUCAAAAUUAAGGACAUUGAUGUCCAAAUAAUUCAGUGUGAGAUGUAAUGGUUUAUUUUGACCUGUAAUCCAUCAAAUUUGGUAAUAGUUUCUACAAGUAUUACAACAGAAUGAUUACUUACAUUUCACAGUUUUUAAUGUGACCAAUAUGAACUUGCUACAUUUGCUGUAAUCUUAUUAUAAUAGAUAUUUGUAAAUAAAAGAAUGAUGUAUCAACAUAA
Molecule: messenger RNA, 847 nt
Organism: Bacillus rossius redtenbacheri
Lineage: Eukaryota; Metazoa; Arthropoda; Insecta; Phasmatodea; Bacillidae
Product: protein FAM32A
Exons: 3
Coding region: 137-466 (109 amino acids)
Cellular component (GO): nucleolus
Source: RefSeq, a predicted model, not a curated record